Messenger RNA from Annulohypoxylon truncatum, 3765 nucleotides. Its product is annotated as ubiquitin conjugation factor E4. Gene Ontology annotation, biological process: protein polyubiquitination. Bases 224 to 3505 code for a protein of 1093 amino acids. The transcript is spliced from 9 exons. Gene Ontology annotation, cellular component: ubiquitin ligase complex; nucleus; cytoplasm. The record is from RefSeq and is a predicted model, not a curated record. Gene Ontology annotation, molecular function: ubiquitin-ubiquitin ligase activity. Lineage: Eukaryota; Fungi; Ascomycota; Sordariomycetes; Xylariales; Hypoxylaceae.
AUUUAACUGUGUACCCUGUCUGCCAUCGACAUUCUUACCGUACCUUACCGGUACUUCCAUACGGGCAUCACAUUUAACAACCUACCCACCCAACUCUUUUCUAUUUAAAACGGCGGCAUAGUUUCCUUCUUCAUUUUCUACAAUAGCAAAGUCCCAAGAACUACUAAUCCUUCCGCCGGACUCUCACUUUCGAGACAUCCAUCACUUUCAUCCCACACACAUCAUGGAUCCUAACGAGAGACCACCGCCGACCCUCCCGCCGCAGGAGCAGAUGCGCCAGAGGCGACUUGCGAAGUUAGGCGGUCUUGGGUCAUCAGCCUCGACGGACUCCAAGCCCCAAGAAGCUUCCAAGUCCGGGUCCUCGACCUCGACCUCGACACCAGAUGCGCCACCCAACCAGACCCCAACGAACCAAGAGAACACGCGCCCUACUCCUCUACCGACCCGACCAAGCACCACCGUCUCCCAGAGUCAGACCGCAUCGACCAACCCGUUCUCUCAACUAGGUACCAAAAGCAAGUCAGAACAUGGGAAGAUUGCAAAUGCGGGCUCAGCGACUCCAUCGAAGAAGGUUCAUAUCACUAAGGAGGAAAGCUUGGAGGAUUGGACGAACCGGGUGCUGGGCGACAUUUUCCGUGUCACUCUAGAUGAGACGAAGACGACCGAUAACAGAGGUUUCAAGUUGACAUACUUGCCAGACCUCAGAGCCGAGUUGGAGCAGUCGGGCGACCCUAUCAAGCUAACUACCGCAUCGGUGGAGUCUGCUCUGUUGGAAGCAGUCCGACAUCUACCCACGACCAAGCCGAUUCUCGAUUACCUGCUGCCGUGCUGGAAGCGUGUUGUUAGGGCCACCAAGCCUCCCAGACCCUUACCUCCCGAGAAGGAAGCGGUUGUGAAUGAGGCGAAGCGACUGUGCAUGAGUAACUGUAUAUUCGCUCUAACUAUGCCAGAGUUAUUUAGCCGUGCGCCCAAUCCCAACCACGACACUCUGGUACCCUACCUUCUUCGUCAUCAUGACAACGAAGACGGUAUCUGCAUGGAUUUCUUUGCCGAGGCGACGUCUCGUAUUCCGGAGGAUGAUACCGUCGCUUCCGUCUUCACCGACGCCAUGGUCGCUAUGAGCACCAAGCUGGCAACAAUGACGAUGAACGACGACUAUAAGCCUUACGUUAACUGUUUGGUUACGUAUUCAAAAUUCCCUCCCCUCUUAAAUGCCCUUGCGCAACAUCCUCGCUUUCUCGCGACCGCCACCCCGGACAUGUCGAAAGAGCAGAUAGCUCUUUCAAGCGAGACGAGCACUAUCCUAGGGCCCUUCUUCCGCAUUUCUCCGCUACAGACCGAAGUCACCAGGGUCUUUUUCGCUGGCGCACGAACAAUUGCCCCAGGUCAUGUGAAGUCAUCUCAGAGCGCGCUGCAGAUGACUCUCAAAGCCCAUCAAGGUGACUUGGUAGGCAUCAUUAAUUCCUUCGUCAGAGCCAGCGCGACCGCCCGAAAUGCCACACUUGACUGGUUUGCGUUUGCCUUGAACACAAACCACAAACGGCGUGCACUCCAAGUUAAGUCCACGGAGGUAGCAUCGGAUGGUUUCAUGGUCAACUUGACGGCGAUUCUGGACCAGUUAUGUCAACCUUUCAUGGAUUCGACCUUCUCCAAGGUAGACAAGAUCGACGUUGACUAUCUCCGACGUAGUCCGCGAGUUGACAUGAGUGAUGAGACGAAGCUCAACGCUGAUCAAGCCACUGCGGACGCUUUUUAUAAGACACACGUCGCAGGAUCGUCAAACUUCAUCUCAGAAGUGUUCUUUCUAACUUUGGCUGCUCACCAUUACGGACUUGGGGCGACGCAAUCAAAGCUGAAGGAUCUUGACAAGGACAUCAAAUAUGUCGAAGGCCUUAUCAAAAAGAUCGAGGCCGAAUUGCCCAAGUUGCAGAACGAUCCGUUCCGUCUCCCUGCGGCAAGACAGCACCACGAGAACGCCGUCAACACGAUCGAGAAGUAUAUCGCAUUAAAGUAUACCAUAGAGGGAGUUGUACUGGACGAGUGUAUGCAGACAUUAUCCCUUCAGUUCAUGCGAUACGUCUCUGUGUGGCUUCUCCGAGUGGCUAGCGGAGUAGAUUAUAGACCAGCUGGAGGCAAGGAGAUCAAAUUACCACUUCCGGCGGAUAAACCAGAUGCUUUUAGUUGCCUUCCUGAGUACGCCAUCCAGGAUGUGGUUGAAAAUUUCAAGUUUAUAUUCCGAUUCAAACCCCAAAUUCUCGUGUCAGCUGUUGGCGACGAGAUUAUCACGUUCUGCAUCACGUUCUUAAGAUCUUCGGAGUACAUCAAGAAUCCCUACUUGAAAUCAUCUCUCGUCACCCUACUCUUCUCCGGCACGUGGCCAGUAUAUCAUCUAUCUAAGGGAAUCUUAGGUGAUAGCCUGUCGUCGUCCUCUUUCGCUAAUGAGCAUCUCUUGCAUGCUCUCAUGAAGUUUUACAUCGAGUGCGAACAUAGUGGCGUCAGUUCCGCAUUUUACGACCGAUUCAAUAUUCGUUAUGAAAUAUUCCAGGUCAUUAAAUGCAUUUGGGACAACAACGUCUACCAGGAGCAGCUUAGUCGCGAGAGCAAGGUCAAUCGCCAAUUCUUCGUGCAAUUUGUCAAUUUGUUAUUGAACGAUGCGACGUACCUAUUGGACGAGGCGUUGACUAAAUUAAUCAACAUCCACGACUAUCAGAUUCAGUUGCACCAGUCUCAACAAUUGGGUCUAUCUCCCGAAGAUAUCGAGAAGAUAAGGACGGAGCUAGAGAAGGCAGAGCAGCAGUGCCAAUCGUGGAUGCAGCUAGUCAACGAUACGAUCAGUAUGAUGAAGCUGUUUACGACAACGUUGCGGGACGCAUUCACUAUGCCCGAGAUAGUAUAUCGGCUAGCAGGUAUGCUGAACUACAACUUGGAAUCCCUCACAGGAGAUAAGCGAAGCAAUCUCAAAGUAGAGGAUGCUAAGAAGUACCACUUCGACGCCAAGGCACUCCUGUCAGACUUCGUGGACAUAUAUAUCAAUCUGAAGUCGAAACCCACGUUCAUCGAAGCUAUCGCGGCUGAUGGGCGCUCAUACAAGCCGAAAAACUUUCAGAAGACGUCUACAUUAUUAAGGGAGAAAUUCUUCAAGUCCAAGGAAGUCGUGGACGAUUGGAACUCCCUAUGCACGUUGGUCGCCGAAGCCAAGCAACGUUUGGAUCAGGCCGAACUCGACUUAGGAGAAAUACCUGAGGAGUUCGAGGACCCACUGAUGGGUGAACUGAUGACUGAUCCCGUCAUCCUCCCAUCACAGAAUAUCGUCGACCGUUCGACGAUUGUCCAGCAACUACUUUCCAAUCCGCUGGACCCAUUCACGCGCAAACCCAUGACCAUCGACGACGUAAUCCCGGCCGACGACCUGCGCAACCGGAUUAAAGAGUGGAAGACCGAGCGCAUCGCUGCUGCUAAGGCUAAGGCGUCCGGCGGGGACGCAAUGGACACGAGUGACGAUUGACGAAUAUCUUGAUAUUUUGCUUCUUGUAUCAUGUAUCAAUAGCUUUUUCGUCACUGCAUGACCUCACCAUUUGGAGGUACGUGCGAUUUGGUUUCCUCGGAGAGCCCGGGGCAUAGAGGGCAUUACAGGGAGGAUCAUGAGGGCUCACGGUUUCGAGAUGCUUUUUUAUUCGUCUUCGUAGGACGACAUGGCAAAUUCAUGAGCAGGAAACCGGGUAGAUACACAAUUAUAAAUUAACAUGACGUGCUAAAUUUACGGGA